Rhinichthys klamathensis goyatoka is the source of this 4226-nucleotide messenger RNA. RefSeq names its product Ras association and DIL domains 2a (gene radil2a). The transcript is spliced from 16 exons. Gene Ontology annotation, cellular component: microtubule. Gene Ontology annotation, molecular function: GTPase binding. NCBI's taxonomy places the organism in Eukaryota, Metazoa, Chordata, Actinopteri, Cypriniformes, Leuciscidae. Gene Ontology annotation, biological process: substrate adhesion-dependent cell spreading; signal transduction; neural crest cell migration. Bases 133 to 3555 code for a protein of 1140 amino acids. The record is from RefSeq and is a predicted model, not a curated record.
UCCAGUAGCGCUACUCUUCUCGGCGCAACAUGUGUUUCCCUGACGCCAGUUAUUGUGACAGCAGCCAGACUGCCAUAUAGCUUUGACAAAUUAUCUUUUCUAAUAAUACAUGAUAUUUGUGCGCUUGUUAAAAUGAUCUCGGAGGAGAGAAGCAAUCACAUCUCUAAGCAAGCUCUCGGCUUCCCUGUGGGGUUAUUGAUCCGCUCGCCCAAGAGACGCCUGGCGAUGCUGACCCGAAAGCCAAGCAACGGAUCUCUACAGUCCAGCGCGUCUGACAGCACGGCUCGGUCUGUGGAGAGCACCGGAGUCAGGCAGCCGGCCAAGAGCAAGAUACGCAGACACAACAACAAGCUGACCACGGUCUUUAACCGCAGUCCUAUCCUGCCGAACGGCCGGACCCUGGAGCCGCACGCGGCGGACGACCCCGCAGAGCUGUCCAGUCAGAGGACCGUCCCAGGGAUACUCAAGAUAUUUGGCAGUGACAUUUGUCAGGGGACCAACUAUAAGAGCGUUCUGGCCACCGGUCACUCCAGUGCCAAAGAGCUGGUCAGAGAGGCUCUGGAGAGGUACUGCUUGGAAAAGGAAGACUCCAGUGCAUAUGUGCUCUGCGAUGUGAUUGGCCGAACCGGGUUGGACCACGAAUGGAAGACUGAGUGCGUUCGGGUUGUCGGCGACCAUGAGAAGCCCCUCAUGUUGCAGUCACUCUGGAAACCCAAAGAGGGAUUCUCCAGGCGUUUCGAGAUCCAGAGAAGAGCCAGCGUGGAGGCGCAGAGUGCCAAGGAUACAGACACCAUCACUGCAGGCCUCAAUGCGCAGGCCCGAAAGCUGCUGCACGCCCGUUCGCGGGUCACCUCCCUGUUCGUGGAUGGGACGAAUGAAGGGGUAGAUGCUCUGGGUAUCUGGAGGAGCUUGAGUGAAAUGGAUGUCUCCACCAUGGGAAAAGGAGCCAGUGAGACCCAUAAUGCACCUCAGCUGGAGGAUCCAGAGGCAGAGGCUGAUAAAGAGGCUCACCGCCUCAACGCAGAGAAAGAGGAGACGGAAAGCAGCGACGACAACCACACGCAGUACUCCAUCCACCUGCCCUUUGAUUUCCCAUAUUUCCUUCUGCUGCAGGGAUACAGCCACACACAGGACUUUCUGAUCUAUCUGAUGAGUGGGAACAGUUGUGUAUUUGGCUGUCCCAGUAAAUCCUCCACUGGUAAGAAUGAGGAGAACCUGAAGAUUGACGUCUUACUCUUUGCUCCCGACAUCCUACCUCAGCAUUGCUGCGUACAGCGCCUAGACGCCGCCAAAGACCAAACUAAGGGCGGCAGUAAGACGCAAACCAUGCUCAGACCCCUCCACAGCGCAUGUGUAACACACAACGGCGUCCCUCUUGAUGACGAGGUUGAGUUGUUUCCAGGUGACCUGGUGGGGCUCGGUCAGCACUAUCUCUUCAUGUUCAAGGACCCUACGGCCUCAGGAGACUUUCAGACCCCGUCCUGGAUGGCCACCCUGUGUCCCCCUGCCACGACGUCCCCCUGUAAACUGUGUGGGACGUCUGUCAGGAGGAGGAGGACUCAAAAAAUGGCCGCCCGCUGGAGGGACUUGGAUGGUAGGGUGGUGUCGCUAUCCUAUCAGGUGCAGCACGAAGAUCAAGUCUUGGAGAAGAUUCUCCGGAUGGUGGAUUCAGGAAGGGAAGAACCCAAACUCACUCCAGCCUUUCUACUGUGUCUGUGCAUUCAACACUCGGCCACCAACUUUGAGAUGGCUCACCUUCGGAAAUUGCUGCUCUCUAUCGCCAAUCAUAUCCAGCUCACCAUGUGGGAAAGAACAAAAGAACUUGCAGCUCUGCAGCCAGACAUAAGCUCCAGUGAUAUGUCAGCAGAGCUGCAUGUGUUGAACAUGAAGGAUCUGAUCCCAGGCCUGCAGCCGCUGGUGCUGUGGAUGUCCAACUCCAUUGAGCUGCUGCACUUCAUCCAGCAUGAGGUCCCUCUGCUCUUAACAUGGAGACAGCAGGACAGACAGGAACAGGACAAAGAAUCAUUGGAUUGUCAGAUCCAGUCCACACGUGCUGCCAGUGAGGAGGCCAUGACUGUCCUAGAGGAAGUCAUCAUGUUCACCUUCCAGCAGUGUGUCUACUAUCUCACCAAAAGCAUGUAUGCUGUGUUACCGGAGCUGCUGGACAGUAACCCUUUCUCUGAGAGCGGACAGCUGCGCAUGCCCGCGGGACUCAGCCGAGUCCUGGACGUCCUGAAGGAGGCACUGCACCUGCUCAACACUUUCCUGGUGCACCGCGAGAUCACGUCUCAGCUGCUGACCUACCUGUUCUUCUUCACCAACGCCUCGCUCUUCAACGCGCUCAUGGAGAGAGGGUCUGGCGGUGGUUUCUACCAGUGGUCCAGAGGAGUGCAGAUCCGGGCCAACCUGGAUUUGCUGAUGGACUGGACCCAAAGCGUCGGGCUGGGAGAUUUGGCUGCCGACUCCUUCCAGAAACUCUCCUCAGCCGUCAACCUGCUCGCGACCCCCAAAGAGACCCUGCUGCAGGCAUCAUGGUCCACUCUGCGAGCUGAGUUUGUUCAUUUGAACCCUGCACAGCUGCAUCAUAUGCUGAGAGAGUACAACACAGCCCGUACGUGCCCUCCAUGCUGGACCCCGUCUCCAGAGGAUUCAGCGGCGGCCCUCCAUACAUCUAAUAUCCUGGAAAGUUUCGACAACCAUCCUCCUCUAAUCCUGCCCGGCAGCAUCUUUCAUCUGGAGCUGGGAAAUCCCAUCACAGAGCCAGGGCUGUUCCCUCCAUUGCAGAAUCUGCAGGAGUUUAUCCAGUCUCUCCCAGAGAGCCAGACACCGUCUGAUCAUCAGCCCUCACAGGGCUCCAGCAGUAACUUGAAUGAAGAGACUGAACCAACGACUGAACCAAUCACCUGCCAGGAUUCAGAGGCAACAGAUCAACACCCUGCCACCAUAACACCUCCUCCGCUCCGGGACUCUCACAGCAACCUGAGCUCGUGUGAGGCCGUCCUGACCCAGAAACUCAAGAGCCUGGAGCUCCAAAACAGCUUGUCUGGGAGUACAGACCUGGGCUACCACAAGAGUCUGGCCCUCGACCCCUCCUGCCUGCUCACGCCUCCCAACACCCCUCAGAAUCUCGACCAGGCCGAGCUGGAAACAGGCCCACUGGAGGGGGCGACGCAGCAGACGGCACACCAGCACAGGAAAGAAAAGAAUGGCGUGGAAGGAAACACAGAGCACAGAAGAGAGGAAGAUGAGGAGGACAGUGAUGAGGUGUUCACUGUAGAGCUGAUGAAAGGACCUCGAGGUCUUGGGCUGGCACUGGUGGAUGGAAUGAAAACGCCACUGCGAGUGAGCGGGAUCUACGUGAAGUCAGUGGUGCCAGAUUCCCCAGCGGCCCUCAGCCAGAGACUGCGAGUGGGCGACCGGAUCCUCGCUGUGAAUGGACUCAGUCUGGUUGGCGUGGACUACCACAGUGGAAGAGAACUCAUCCGGACGUCCAGCGAUUCGCUGCGAUUACUGGUGGCCAAAACCCAAUCCAGGAGCUUCAUCACCAGAUGCUGAGACACAGAACAGACUCGCCUGACGCUCGACUCCAUCAUUGAGCUGAUCUUUCCUCAUCCAUCCAUUCACACAAAUCUGGAGACCAAUAUUGUGCGCAAACCAAAGGAAAGCAGUUCAACUGAUUCAUUCAUGCUGUUAUUUCAGCUGUUAUUGUUGUUGCUUCUGCUGGAAAACUCUUUGUCUCAAAAGGCCAGAAUAAUAUGUUGAAAUCUUCCAUUCACAUUAGCGUUUAUUUCUCACUUUUCUUUCUAUCUUUAAUGUAAUAUAGUUUAGCAGAUGUUUUAAAGCGUUGUUUACCAGUGUUUUAUUGUCGUUUAGUAUCUGUCCGUCUGUCAUUUUCUGGGUUCAUCAUGAGGAAUAGUUGUGGGACAGACAGAGUUAUUUCAGUUUCCUUAAAGCUCAAACUGGAAACACACAAUUACAGCUUCAUUCUGUUCAUAACAUCCCAACACUGUAAAUAUCAGCCAGAACUGCAUUAGUGUGUGAUAUUUAACCGCAGUGUCACUAUGAAAGUGCUGUUUUAAAUGGUUCAUGUUGCUGAUGUUAUGAAACUACACCUGUACCGUUUUCAUAUUGAUGACAUUUCAUAUUGAUAUUACUUGUGUUUCCUGAUGUCAGUCAUAAAUGAUGAUGUUCUCCUCAGUGCCAGAGAAACAGUGUUAUGUUGUCAU